This is a messenger RNA of Chlorella variabilis, 1068 nucleotides long. RefSeq lists its product as hypothetical. The transcript has 7 exons. The coding region runs from base 1 to 1068 and encodes 355 amino acids. The record is from RefSeq and is a predicted model, not a curated record. Lineage: Eukaryota; Viridiplantae; Chlorophyta; Trebouxiophyceae; Chlorellales; Chlorellaceae.
AUGGACCUCUCCCCACAGGACCGCGCCAUGGUCCGCCUCUACAUGGCGGGCUGCUUCCAUGAAUGGGACCAGCUGCCAGAGCUGGCAAGGGAGUAUUACGCGCGGGGGGCCAGCGUGGCGCAGCUGCGCGGCUGCGUGCGGCACAUGGUCGUGUUUGCCGGGUACGGGCCCUGCCUGGCCGCCACCCUGGCGCUGCACAAGGCCAGGCUGCUGCCCGAGGACACCCCCGCCAAGGUGAGCGGACCCCCCGGCAACGCCUUUGAGCUGGUGUACGGCAGCGUGACGGACCGCGUGCGCGCAAACAUGCACGCCGCAGACGCAGCCCUGGGGGAGUGGAUCAGGCUGCACCUGUAUGGAGAUGUGUACAGCUCCCCCGGCCUGGACAUGCGGCAGAAGCAGCUGCUGACCUGCGCCUUCCUGUCUGAGGCAAACAUGCCGGACCAGCUGUUUGGGCACGCGCUGGCGGGGCUCAGGUUUGGCAACAGCCUGGCGGCGCUGCAGGAGGUGGCGCGGCUGGCGUGCGACAUGGGGCCCCGCCCCGCCGCCAGCCGCGACGCAGUGCUCAAGGCUGCCCUUAAGACGCUUGACAUGGCCAGCGCCAAGUAUGGAAAGGACAUGGUCGGCGAGGCGCCCGCCUGCCCCGAGGUGACCACCCCAGACCCGCACUUGAAUGUGCGCAUCCCGCCGCUGCCGCCGCCGGUCAACGCGGGCGCGCCACGGGCGCCCUCCGGCGACCAGGAGCAGCAGCAGGCGGCGGAGGGGGCAGGAGGGGAUGGCGGCCAGGCGGGGGAUGCCAGCGUGGGCGUGAGCCUGGGCGCGCAGGCGGCGCUGAAGCCGGCAGGCGGGGGCCAGGCGGCGGGCGGCUGGGGCACCAGCAACAUCGGCCGGCCCAGCAACCUGGCAGUGGACUCUAUUGCUUCGCGCAUGGAGCAGCAGCGGGCGCGCAGCGGGCUAUUCUUUGCCUGGGACCCACCGGCACGUGAGGACUCCGACCCGCAGCAGCCGCCGCAGCAGCCGGGGGAGGAGGAGUGGGCGCUGGGUGGAGGCUGGGAGGCGGCGGCCCGCUGA